This is a messenger RNA of Didymodactylos carnosus, 1455 nucleotides long. The record is from the annotation of a GenBank genome assembly. Lineage: Eukaryota; Metazoa; Rotifera; Eurotatoria; Philodinida; Philodinidae.
AUGGUAACGGUAACUGGUAACUGUCACAGCCCUAAUAUAUAUUAUUUAAUUAUUAACAUGAUUAUUGAUCGACUUAAACCAUUUUUUCUCUGGUUACAUGAUGCAAAUCACGUAGCAAAUUUUCAACGAAAAUUUGGUAUAUUACCAAAUGAUUAUCCAACGGAUACUGUAUCAACAACAUUUUUAAAUCAAAAUGAAAAUUUUAAUAACAAUAACAAUGAUUCUAGUUCACAAUAUUGUAAUGGAUAUGAUCUUAAUAAGCAUAUAACAAAUGGUUAUCGUAAUGCAAAAGAUGAUGAUCUAAAAACAAAAUCUUCUCAACAUAAAGGACAUGAAAGAAAAAUAACAUAUGAUACAAAUGUUAUUGACGAAUGUAUAGAAGAAAUUCAGCAUAAAAAACGAAGUAGUAGUUCAACUGCUGUAGCACAACAAUUAGUUUCAAAAACCGAAUUAGCUGACAAGAGUAAAGGUUUAUUAGAUUAUAAAAUUGAUAAUUGGUUUUGGUAUUAUUUUUUUCAAUUUGGUGCCGCAUUAGGAAACGAAAUAUUUUAUAUACUCUUUUUUCCUACAUGGGUAUGGAAUGUUGAUGGUUCAGUUGCUCGAAAAAUAUCAAUAUUAUGGGCAUUUUUUAUGUAUAUUGGACAAGCAACAAAGGAUAUUCUAGAAAUUCCACGACCACGAUCACCACCAGUAUUAAAAUUAGAAAAACGCUAUUUGGAAGAAUAUGGUUUUCCGUCUACACAUGCAAUGUUUGCUGCUGGAAUACCACUAUCAUUGGUUUUAUUAUCCAUACAACGUUAUGAUUUUAACAUCUGGAUUGGAAUUGCAUUUGCUGCAACUACAUGUGUUUGGGUUUGUCUUAGUCGAAUAUAUUUGGGCAUGCAUACAUUUCUGGAUAUAAUUGCUGGCACAAUUUAUGCUUUGUUUUUGGUUUAUUUAAUGUUUCCUUAUGUAGAUGCCAUCGAUCAAUUUCAAUUAAAUUUUGCUCUAGCUCCAUUGCUUAAUUUUAGUAUAGGCAUUUUAUUAAUUAAAUUUUAUCCUAGUCCAAAACAAUGGUCAACUGCUCGUAGUGAUACUACUGUCAUUUUGGGAAGUGCAUUUGGUCUCUGUUCGGCAACAACAACUAUGUUUAAACUUGGUCUAUUAAAAAAACCAUUAACACCGCCUAUCUACUCAAUUAUCUAUCCAAAUUAUCUUCAUUGUUUAUUACGUACCGUAUUAGGUUUAAUACUCAUAUUUUUAACAAGACAAAUCGUUAAAAAUGUUGUAUUAAGAAUUACAUGUUUUAUUUAUGGUCUAGAUUAUCGUAAUCCAGAAUGUAAAAGAUUAGCUAAAAUAGAAAUGCCCUAUUAUUAUUUGACUUAUUUUGCAAUUGGCUUUAAUAUUUCAUUUUCAUGUCCAGUAUUUUUUCGUGCAAUUGGUAUUGGAAGAGAUUAUAGUUAUACAGAAAUUUAA